Anoplophora glabripennis (Asian longhorned beetle) is the source of this 556-nucleotide messenger RNA. RefSeq lists its product as uncharacterized. The transcript is spliced from 2 exons. NCBI's taxonomy places the organism in Eukaryota, Metazoa, Arthropoda, Insecta, Coleoptera, Cerambycidae. The coding region runs from base 132 to 530 and encodes 132 amino acids. The record is from RefSeq and is a predicted model, not a curated record.
UGCUUCUUCGUCAUUCUUCUGUGCAUUAUUUGAUUUGAUUAUUGACAUUAUUUCUUAUUCUUUGUUUCGCAUUUGCAUUUGCUGACGUUGUGGUUUGUGCUGUGAGUUUUAUUUACAUAUUGAAUAGAAUAAUGGAUGGAACGAUGCCCAUUAUGCAUAUAACUGGUCAAACGCAUUCUCUGGUAGUAGAUGAAAGCGGAAAUAAUAUCACAGUGGAUGAUGUUAACGGCGUUAAAACUGUUUUAUUAUACAGUAAUAAUGACAAAGAAGUCAUUACUGUGCCAUUAACAGAAGGUAUUGCCAAAGAAUUUGUACUUCUAGAAGUAAGAAGAGAUGGAACCAAUCCAAGAGGUACAGAGGAGAUUACUUCUCAGACAAUUCAAGAGAGCCGCGAAGAUUGUGAGCAAAUAAAAAUUUGGACAACAAAUAAUACACUUUAUUUAAUAGAGUGUGUAGAGAAAUUUGAUAAAGAAUUUUCAUCUGGAAUUAAAAAAAAUGUUUGGCAGAGAGUUGCCGAAUUACUAAUUUAAUUUAGUAAUUAUUUUUUUAAAAUAAA